AAAGUUAGUCCCGCGAAUAGGGGAACUUUACGUCGCAAGUGUCCGCAGGACGCCAGGUCGCACCGUUCCCCGAUACGCAAAAGUGUCACGACUUGAUGCCUACCACCUCGAUCUCCCUUUAACGCACGAAUAUCCACCCGUGUCGUCCAUUCCACUCCUUCGGGAUCGCACGUCGAUUCGCGAAACAGACAGAACGGGGAGACAUGACAAUAUCGCCCCCGGGAUCGCCCACAGGCGUUCCCUCGCGACCGAUGAGCGCCAUGUUCCGCUCACCCCGGAGCAACAGUCGUUUGAGCACGAGCAGUAAACAAGGUGGAGGAAGUCGCGCAUCCGACGAUGAUGCGAAGACGGCGGUCAAAGUGGCCGUUCGUGUCCGCCCACCCCUCAAGCCAAAUGACCCAGGUUACGAGUUGAUUCCGCAACGAUUCCAGCGUUCAAUGGUCCAUGUCACAUCGCCGACCAGUUUAGCCGUUGAUGUCCCUCAAGGUCGCAAACUAUUCGUUUUCGAUAGGGUCUUCCCGGAGACCGUUGAUCAGGAGGGCAUAUGGGAGUAUCUGAGCGACAGUGUGAGCUCGUUUGUCCAGGGCUACAAUGUCUCUAUUUUGGCCUACGGUCAGUCAGGUGCCGGCAAAUCCUACACGAUGGGAACGUCCGGUCCCAGUGAACAAAAUAACUCUAAAGCCAUGGGUGUCAUCCCGAGAGCUGCUCAGCAGCUUUUCGAGAAACUAGAUGGGACGCCCACGCACACGAGAUCUGCGUCGUCGGGGAUCAGAACUCCGUCCCGAUACUCGAUGAGCUCAACGACUAGCUUUGGUAGGAACGGUAGCGACAAAAAUUGGCAAUUGAAGGCCACCUAUGUCGAGAUCUAUAACGAACAACUGAGAGACCUACUUGUCCCCGACGCGACCGAUCGAGCUGCCGUGACCAUCCGUGAAGAUGCCAAAGGCCGCAUUAUCCUGACCGGUCUGCACCAGGUCACUAUCAAUUCGUUCGAAGACCUCAUCGGAGCUCUGAAUUUCGGGUCCUCAAUCAGACAGACAGACUCAACCGCUGUCAACGCCAAGUCAUCGCGUUCUCACGCAGUUUUCAGUCUGAAUCUCGUCCAGCGCAAAUCACCAAAUUCUACGUCUGCGAAGGAGAAGCGACUCUCCAUGCCAGUCGAAGCAAUGUCCGGCUCGGAUGCGUCGGUCACAGUCGACAGCAAACUCCACUUUGUUGAUCUCGCAGGAAGUGAAAGACUGAAGAACACAGGCGCGUCUGGCGAAAGAGCAAGGGAAGGAAUUUCGAUCAAUGCAGGUUUGGCCAGUUUAGGCAAAGUGAUCUCGCAGCUGUCGUCUCGACAGUCCGGUGCCCAUGUAUCAUACCGUGAUUCUAAGCUUACCAGACUUCUUCAGGAUUCGCUUGGUGGUAAUGCAAUCACCUACAUGAUUGCAUGCGUGACUCCAGCCGAAUUCCAUCUGAGUGAGACUUUGAACACGGUACAGUACGCACAAAGAGCCCGCGCGAUUCAAAGCAAACCUCGGAUCCAGCAAGUAACGGAUGAAAACGAUAAACAGGCCAUUAUCGACAGACUCAAGGCUGAAAUAGCAUUUUUGCGACAGCAGAUUCGGAAUUCGGAGGCGGGUGACAGGAGAAGUGUAGCUCCCGCAGAGCGGUCUGAACGCCAGAAUGAACGGGAGAUUGAACUCCAAAAUCACCUGCUGGAUGUACAGGAAAGCUACAACGCUCUCAGUCAACGCCAUGCAAAGCUGAUGGCCGAGCUUACAAAGGCCUCGGAGUUUAGCGGGGAGCCCGAAGAAAUUGCGUCGCUGAUCGGAAACAAUUCUGUGGAGAGAUUGCGACGCUCUCAUUCUUUUGCAGAAUCAGUUGAGCAGGUCGUUCUGGAAUACGAGAAGACUAUCCAGAGUCUUGAAUCAUCUCUCUCGAACACGAGAUCAUCGCUGUCUAGCACUGAGAGCAAUCUCCUGGAGCGGGAAACUAAGCUUGCCUACGUCGAGACCGUGAAUGCGCAGCUGCAGGCCCGUCUCCAGAAGAUGAUGGACCGUGAAGCGAACACAGAGACCUAUCUGCACGAUCUCGAAUCCAAAUUGGAUGGGCACACUUCUGGCGAGGAGCAGCAGUCUGCGGUUGUGGCUGAGUUACGUCGGGAGCUUGCUCGUGUCCGCGAAACCGCAGCAAGCUGCGAGGAUUACAUCUCUACUCUGGAGGAGCGCCUUGCGGAAGCCGAUCAGGAUAUGGAGUUGAUGCAAAGAGAGAUUGAGCGUUUGGAACACGUGGUUGACCGACAAAGAAGCCUAGGCAAGCUCGAUAAUCUGCUCUACGAACUCGAUCACAUUCAGCAGAAUGGUACCAAGAAAGUCGACGAUGUCCAGGGCGAACACGCGUCUGAAGUUGUUUCACGCAGAGGCUCAUACAGGUCUCGAAAGAGGGCCCCGUCUUUAGAUGUGUUGGCUGAAGCUGCUGAAACUGCGAUCCCCGAAUCUGACGAUGACCUUGCAGAACGUAUGCCUGAUGUCGAAGAAGAAGAGGAGGAGCUUCCAGCUGAUGUGACCGAAGAUUCCGGUUUAGGACUACUGGAAAGAGCAUCCAAGGAGUUGGGCCCCAACGAUGUUCCCGCGAGGCAUGAAUACGCGGCUGAGAGCCCGGCUCAGAGCCAGUUCGUUGCCGAAAAGCUGGAUACUGUAACCCAGGAGCUUCUGGAUCUUCGUAUGCAGCACGAGGCCACGAUCACUGAGUACGAUGCCCUCUCUGCAAAGUACGAAGAAGCACUCAGAGCACUCGAGAAACUGCAACAAGAUGCUGCUGACGAGUCGCGCCAUCCUACUGUUCCGGCCGCUGGUCUAGUUUCUCCCACAGCAACUUCCCGCCCGAGCUCUUUUUUAGGCGAUCCAAGGGUGCACCAGGUGAAGACUGGCGCACACCACUCAUCCUCGCAAUCACUCUCCUCGGAGUUAUCCUUGGCAGGGGAGUCUGCUGGUUCACCGGAAGCUUCUGAUUCCACAGCUCCUUCGAAGACGGAGAACGGCGAUGUGCCUGUUGCCACCGAGAACAUCGAGUUCUCCAAGCAGGAGGUUGAGAGUAUGCGCAGGUUGCUCUCGGAGCACCAGGAGGGUAUGACUCUAGUAACUCAGAAAUAUGCUCAACUUCAGGCCGAGCAUGAGGAGACUCUGGGACUUAUAGAGCAUCUAAAAGCACAAGUACAAAAAGCGAAGUCCACCCCGUCGCCUACAUCUCCCGGGCCCAAGGGUGGUGUCAUUCGGAGAAUGACGAGCCAAAAUCUAAUGUCUACUGUCGACCGUGCUCAUCGAUCCCUUGCCGCUCUCCGUAACAUCGCCGCUGAGGAAUUUGAGGAUCGACCUGACACAAUGCAGAACUUCGAACUCAAUCUUAAUGCGGCUAUGCAUGAGUUGCAUACUCGAAUGGAGCGUAUUCAGUCCCUUGAGGCCGAAAACAUGAGUGUCAAGAAGGAGAUGGAGACCAAAUCGACUAUCAUUUCCGGUUUGGCCAGGGAGCGAUCCAGUUUGCAAGGUGGCACGGCGGAUAUGACUGUUGUAUCCCAGCUGCGUGAGCAACUCGUUCAGCAGGAUAACCAGAUGAAGGAACUCCAGCAGAUGCAUGAGAAGGGAGAAAAAGACCUACUCGCCCAAAUCCAGAAUCUGAACGCGCUGCUAGAGUCCCAGGAGGCAGCGGCCAAAGCCAGUGACGUUCAUGCUGAGAAGCAGGAACAGAAGAUCUCAGAGUUGGAAAGUGAACUCUGCCAAUGGAAAGGCAAGCACCAGACGGCGAUCGAGUCGUUGCAAUCUUCCGAGACGCGCCUUAAAGAGACACUGGCGGAGCUGGAGGCCUCAUUGGCAGCUAUCGAGACCAUGCGUUCUCAAGCGGCUUCUGCAAGUGACACAUCGGCGCAAGAGAUGCAGGCGGACCUGGAGCGGGAGAGACAGAGACACCAGGAAGUCGUGGACGGCUUGAUGAAGGAGAUUGAAGAUCACAAAUCAACGAUCGCUGUCCAUCUCGAGACCAUCUCUGGACUGGAGAAAUCUCAUGCUGCUGCUCAGGAGCAAUUAGCCCAGCGCGAGCGAAGCGAGGUAACUGACGACGACGAAAUAACAAGCUACAAGACCCGCAUAUCCGAGUUGGAGCAAGAGAUUUCCACCCACAAAUCUAUAAUUGACGCUCAGAAGAAGGACCUGGAGUCCUUACAAGAAUCUCACAGCCGUGAGCUGGCGGAGCUGGAGAGCCGCGUUACAGCCGCGGUCCAAGCUAAGCACGAAUCACGACUUGCUGAACAGAACGAAGCUAUGGACGCUUUGAGAUCCGAGAUUUCGGAGUCUAAGGACGAAUUGACGAAGUUGCUGGAUAGCGUCUCCAAGGUUCUGAGCACGCCGGUUACGGCUGCAUCUCUGUCAGACCAACUGGAGGAUAUCGUUGCUCAGAAGCAGGAUUUCUCCAAUAAAUACUUGGAGCUUAUCGACGCCAAUGAAGAACUCACGAAGAGAUUGGAUAUGAAUGGCAACCUGGAUGACAAGAUAAAGGAACUUACCGAGAAAUCCUCCCAGCAAGAAUCAAAGGUGAAUGAGCUUGCGCAGCUCAUCGCCGAGCUUGAAGAAGUGAUCCAGCAGAAGGAGGAAGAAGUGAAGAAGAAAGAUGCAAUCAUCGAAGAGAUCAAUGCCGAGAAAGACAAGAGUGCCCGUCUGGUGGAGGAACUCGAAGAGCAGAUCACCAACAGCUUCGACCAACACCAGAAUCGUCUCUCUGUCAUCCAGCAAGAACGCGGUAAGGCUCUGGAAGAUGCCAACGCAAAGAUCGCCGUGCAUGAGAAGGACAUUGAAUCCUACCGUGCUCGCAUUGAGCAGCUUGAGGCCCAGCUCAAGAGAAACAGUGGCGCCCAGGAUGGUUCGCUUGACCGAAACGGCUCCAUCACAUCGAACCUACGGAAGAAUUCCUCCACUGCAUCCCUUCCAUCCCCUCCACCGGCUAUUCCACUGCCACCACUUCCCACCAUUGCUUCCGCCGCGUCGGGCAACGCGGGAAGCAUGUCUCCUCCAAGUUCCAGGCAUACCAGCAAGGAGCUUGUCAAUGCCCAGCUCGUUGAGGACCAAGAAGCUCGUAUUCGAACGAUCGAGAAGCAUCUCUACGCAGAGAAACAGCUGACUGCGACGCUGGAGGAGGCUCUCGGCGACCUCGAGGCGCAGAGCAACAAGGUCAAGGCUGACAUGGAAGCCUGGAAGAAGAAGGCCUGGCAGUACGAAGAUGAGCUCACUCAACUCCGAAAAGAAAGGAACUCCACACGUCUUUCUAUUCAAGCGGUUGAGGAAGAGCGGAACGCCAGAAGAGAAGCAGAAGCCGCUCGAGCUCAACUUGAAGAGCGGAUGAAUGCGAUCAACAAGAAAAAGAAGAAGAGUACCCUCAACUGCUUCUAAUCUUCUCCAUAUCAUGGGAAGCAGAAGAUAAAACUCAAAAGUUUCUGGGUCUCAUUCAUUCUCUUCGGCGCUCAAUUCGGAAGAUUAGCAGUGACAUCUCGUCUGCCCAUCUCUGGUUUUCCGGAAUAUCCUUUUCUCUUGUUUCUGUGCUGAUUCCCCCAAAUCACGUUUGUCACAGUUACAUUCUUGUUGCACCAUUCUCCUUUUUACUUAGCCCCCACUUUCUCACGAUGUGACUUACGACCUUCAAUCACUUUUUUUUUCCCCUUGUGUACAUGCUACAUCCAGAUACUACCCCUCCCCACAUGUUGGCUUCGCUGUAAUUCUUUUUCUUGGGUGGCUUCCCCCUUUACCCAUAUUUUCUUCUCAAGAGCAUUGAUUCCCCCUUAUCCUGGCCUCGGACACACCUUGGCUAAUUGUACCUUAAAUGA
This is a messenger RNA of Paecilomyces variotii, 5851 nucleotides long. Its product is annotated as kinesin family protein. Gene Ontology annotation, molecular function: microtubule motor activity; ATP binding; microtubule binding. The transcript has 5 exons. Gene Ontology annotation, biological process: mitotic spindle organization; microtubule-based movement. Bases 204 to 5420 code for a protein of 1738 amino acids. NCBI's taxonomy places the organism in Eukaryota, Fungi, Ascomycota, Eurotiomycetes, Eurotiales, Thermoascaceae. The record is from RefSeq and is a predicted model, not a curated record.